CUGAAGUCAAGGAUGAAUUUCGAAACACCUGCCUGUCUUCGGGGAAAGGUUUUGGAGCAAAGGCAAAACCCCAAAACCAGCCCACUUUCUUGGCCCCUCCUUAGCAGGCAAAGCAUGAAAAGCAGCCAACCAGGAACUUCUGCAGAAAGCAUGGUGCAGAUUGCCAGAUUGCCAUCCAUAGAACAACCAGAGGCCACUCAUCUCCUUACCAAAGAGGCUUUCCUCCUUUAGCCAGCUCUACCAGCCUAAAACUCCAGUAAAAGAAAAUGAGGCUUACAGAUAUCUUGACGGUUUGCUCUUUGGAAAUUAAUGCGACAGCAGUGACCAUCACCUUCCUGGCAACCUUCCUGGUCCUCCUUUAUUGGUAUUCCACUUUUCCAUACUCAAGGCUGCAAAAUGUGGGCAUCCGCCAUCCUCCCCCAUUGCCUUUCAUUGGAAACCUACUAUACUUCCGCAAGGGCUUUUGGGAAAGCCACAACACACUGAUAAAUGAAUAUGGGCCUGCUUGUGGGUAUUAUAUUGGCCAUCGAAUGUUCAUAGUAAUAUCUGAACCAGACAUGAUAAAACGUAUCUUAAAGGAAGAAUUCCAAAACUUUACUAACCGUAUGGCAGUGGACUUGGCUUCCAAACCAUUUGCGGACAGCAUUCUUAUCCUGCGCAAUGGGAGAUGGAAAGACGUCCGAGGUCUCUUGACCCCAGCCUUCAGUACUCCUAGGAUAAAAGAGAUGGCUCCGCUAAUCAACCAGGCAUGUGACAUCCUGCUGAGCAACUUAAAGGUCUAUGCAGAUUCUGGCAGAGCUUUUGACAUCCAAAGGAAUUACUGUUGCUUUACUCUGGACAUGGUUGCUAGUAUGGCUUUUGGGAUCCAAAUGGACUCCUUCAAGAACCCCAAUGAUGCGUUUGUGAAGAACUCAAAAAUAUUCUUUGAACCUGCAUUGUCUAGACCCCUCUUGAUCCUUACCAUUGCCUUUCCAUUCAUCAUGAUCCCACUGCUUCGGAUUUUGCGAAAUAAGAAACGAGAAGAAGCAAAUGGAUUUUUUAUCAACAAAGUUAAGGAUGCAAUUGCUUUGAGAGAUCAGCAAGACCCAAAUGAGAGACGCAGGGACUUCCUCCAACUGAUGCUUGAUGCCCGAAGUUCUGGUGAUGAUGUCACUGUGGAACAUUUUGACUUAGUCAACCAGGCUGACUUUGGUGUUAAGAGAAGUGAGACAGCUGCCAGCCAAAGCCUACCUAAGAAACUGCAGAAACGACUGAGUGAGGAGGAGAUAGCUGGCCAGGCUUCCUUAUUCUUGGUUGCUGGCUAUGAAACUACUAACAGCAUGCUCUCCUUUGCCACUUACCUGUUAGCCACCAACCCCAGCUGCCAGGAAAAGCUCCUUCAAGAGACAGAUGAGUUCUUUUCUAAACAUGACAUUCCUGAUUACCAAAACAUCCUUGAGCUCCCAUAUUUUGAUAUGGUGAUAGCAGAAACUCUCCGUAUGUAUCCACCUGCAUCCAGGUUCACCCGGGAAGCAGCCAAAGACUGCUUGGUGUUGAAACAACAUAUACCUGCUGGUGCAAUAAUAGAAGUUGCUGUUGGUCACCUCCAUUACAAUCCAAAAAUCUGGCCAGAACCUCAUAAGUUUAUCCCUGAGAGGUUUACUACUGAAGCCAAGCAGCAGCGCCAUCCCUUCUCUUAUCUCCCCUUUGGAGCUGGACCUCGCAGCUGCAUUGGCCUGAAGCUGGCUUUGAUGGAAGUAAAGAUAACACUUCUAAGAAUUCUUCAGAAGUUCAAGUUCCAAACUUGCCUCGAGACCCAGAUUCCUUUGCAGUUGAAAUCUCAAGGCACGCUAGGACCUGUGAAUGGUGUCUAUAUCAAGAUAGCUUCUCGAUAGAGGAAAGUCACCACUCAGUGUGCCUUCCAAAAAGACAACAGCUUGCUGUGCCAUGCUACCUCUAAUUGUGCUGAGAAAAUGUAAAAGUCUUUUUUUCCCAACAAAAGAAUGUGGAUUAAAAGUUGUGUCUUUUAGGAUUUGAAGAAUUCUUGUUUGCCACGUUAUUUUCACAUAAAAUGUCAGAAGCAGCAAAAAUGUUUGGACUAUUUGGCUGCGGUUUGCUCAUCAAAAUGGAUAUGAUGCUAACUUACAGAAUUCACAAUAAUUGCCAGAAACCACGAAGCCGUUGCUAUAUUUGUUAUAAUGUAGUAUCUUUAAGCAUUUUUAUUUAGUGUUAGCUGAAAGCUGUUGUUUUUCAAGUAACUGGGAAAACUGUAUUUUAUGGUUGACUAAAACCAUGUUUUUCUUACAGAACAAAUAGUUUGCUAUUUUGAUUACGAUUGUAAAGCAUUUUCUUUUCUGUCUGUUCCACACAA
This is a messenger RNA of Anolis sagrei ordinatus, 2350 nucleotides long. RefSeq names its product thromboxane A synthase 1 (gene TBXAS1). The record is from RefSeq and is a predicted model, not a curated record. Gene Ontology annotation, molecular function: steroid hydroxylase activity; iron ion binding; heme binding. Lineage: Eukaryota; Metazoa; Chordata; Lepidosauria; Squamata; Anolidae.